AUGACCGACUACCCAGGCGUUCUCUGGGAAUACCCACGGUGGCACGACGGACCCGAGUUCUCAAACACGUACGGAGGGCUGCUAAAGUUCAACAAGCAAGUCAUGCGCCUGGGCAAGAAGGCCCUGGAGAACAUGCAGACCUUCGCAAGACAACACGCUCGGACAGGGGAUCCACUCGAGAUCGAAGCAAAGUCGCGCGCCGUGGACGACGCAUCAGCCUUCUUCGGGGUGCACCUGCGCACAGAGGCCGACACCAUCAGUUUCUGGCCAUCCUACGAGGAACAGGAGGAGAAAUACCUUGAGAAGGCUGAGGAGCUGGGCCUCGCGGUGGCAUACGUGGCGACGGGCAACCUCAGCGAGGCACACAAGUUCUCAGCCGCGGCAGAUGACAAGCUUGGGAUGGCGGUGGUCAGCAAGGCGGACCUUCUGACCGGCGACGACGCGGACGAGCUGGCGUCGCUGAGCUGGGACCAGCAGGGGCUGGUCGAUUACAUCGUCCUGGUCGGGAGCGAGUACUUCGUCGGCAACAGCAGGAGCAGCUUCUCGAUUUUGACGACACAGAAGAGACACCUCAAGGAGGAUGGUAUCUACACGAGACCAUACAAGAUCCGGCCGGGUGGGUACGGCCGCAGUAUGAUCGUGGGCCCGAAGGAGCAGUACUACAAGCACUGGAUGUUCAUUUGGGAUGCGAUGUGGCCUUGA
Molecule: messenger RNA, 702 nt
Organism: Diaporthe citri
Lineage: Eukaryota; Fungi; Ascomycota; Sordariomycetes; Diaporthales; Diaporthaceae
Exons: 1
Coding region: 1-702 (233 amino acids)
Source: RefSeq, a predicted model, not a curated record